CUUUCUCUCUUUCUCUUCCUUUCCCUCCUUUGGGAGGGAUUGCUGAAUCCUCCUUUCCCUCCCUUUCCUUCCAACCAAACAGGCCCUUCGCGUCUUCCUUCUCUUCCUUCCUGUGCCGCAGCCCCUCCCUCUUCUUUCUCGUCGUCUCACAGCCGCUCCCUCUUCAGCCGCAGCCGCUCCCUCCACUCCACCCGAGCAGUGCAGCCGCGAGCCUCCCGUUCCUCGCAAGCCUCUUCGUCUUCGCCUCUCUCUUUCUUUCCCCUUCCGUUGCAAUCGAGACAGAGGGAGAAGAUAAAGAGGACUCGAGAGAUCGCCAGAUUAACUCACCGUCUCUUUUCCUUGCCGUCAGAGAGAACCGCUGCUGAGUGGCGCUGCUCCUGAUCCUCCUUCUCACCAGAAGUCCUUCAUUUUCUAACCAGUUGAUCCUAAAGCUGGUUUUUCGUUCAUGAAGAGGAUCCCUUCAAGGAGCCGACGUCGCCAUGGCUUACCUGGUUGAGAGUAAGGAUGAGAACUGAAGACUGGAAUGGACUCGGAGAAAUACGACGAACAACACUACCUCCCACUCUGUCCGCACCGUCAUGACGCUCCAGACAGUCGGUUGUUCAAACAGUUUCAAAACUGAAGACUCGAGGAGAAUUCAUAUUUAGUUGCUUAAAAGUUAAAGCCUCGCUUCCUUUUUCUUUGCUUCUCUUCCUUCUGUAUCUCGUCCUCUAUAAGCCAUAAUUUGAAAUUGUAACCCUCCCCAUCACUCAUGCGAGCUUUGUUAAAUGCUAAAACCGUCCCGACUAGUCGGUUUCGUGAAGAAGAGGGAUUUUUUCCGUCGGAAUGGCCGCGACCCAAAUGGUUUUUCCUUUUCGUUUCCACCCUGGGAGCUCAGGUUCAGGGCCAGGAAGGCCACCAUCGAUGAUCUGCAUCGGCUGUGCAAAAAGGGUGAGAUGAAAAAAGUGACGAAAGUAUUGGACCAGCUUGCUAAGCAAGGGAUUAGGCCCAAUUACGAAACGUGCCUUCGAAUCUUGAGGAGAUGCAUUAGCGUCAAUGCUUUCCAGGAAGGCAGGUCGAUCCACUCCUGCCUGAUGAGAAACGCAGUGAACCUAGAUUUGUUCCUGAGGAACACGCUAAUCAGCAUGUACAGCAAAUGUGGUGGUCUCGGACACGCCCUCGACGUGUUUGGCAGAAUGCCUGAACGAAGUGUUGUGUCGUGGACGGCCAUGAUUUCUGCGUUUGCUGGAGAAGGUCGAAAAGAGGAUGGUUUGAGGUACUUCGGAUUGAUGAGGAAGGAAGGAGUUAAACCCAAUGCGAAUACUUUUGCUACUGUGAUUCCUAUAUGUUCUGAAAUGAGCAAGGGCGGGUUGGGGAGAGGAUUGCAGGGCCUUGUUGUGAAGUGUGGCUUUUACAGUGAUGUCUUUGUUUUGAGCAGCUUGAUUGGCAUGUAUGCGGGCUUAGGUUGCGUGGAUAGUGCAAUGGAGGUGUUCACCGAGAUGCCUGUGAGGGAUGUGGUUGCUUGGAACUCGAUGAUUGCUGCAUAUGUGCAGACCGGGUUUAGCAGAGAAGCAGUUGAGCUAUUUUUAGUAAUGCUGGUUGGGGAUAUUCAACCUAAUAAUUAUAGUUUUGCGACGGUCCAGAAAGCUUGUGCUGGUCUGGGUUGCGUAAAAUUUGGUAGUAGUGUGCACGCUUGCUUAGUGAAGAUGGGUUUUGAUCUGGAUGUGUUUGUGAUGGGGUGUGUCGUUGACAUGUACUCAAAAUGUGGGAAUUUGCAGGAGGCCCGUCGAGCUUUUGAUAACAUUGCCAAUAGAGAUAUUGUGGCUUGGAACACCAUGAUCAGUGGCUACGUACAGAAUGGUGUUGGUGAAGAAGCAAUUGAACUCUACUGCCAAAUGCCCCUUCAAGGUUUUAUUCCUAACAACAUAACAUACGCGAGCAUUCUCAAGGCAGUGGCCAUUCUGGAGGAUGGUGUACUAUGCAAGUAUUUACAUCCACUAGUGAUUAAAAGUGGGUUUCUUUCAGAUGUUUAUGUAGGCACAGCUCUUGUGGAUGCAUAUGCAAAAUCUCUGCUGGUGGAGGACGCGGAGAAAGUAUAUACAGAGAUGCGGUACAGGAAUUUGGUCUCAUGGAAUGCACUCAUAACUGGAUACAGUCUUGCAGGGAAGUACAAAGACGCCAUGAAUCUUUACUGUCAAAUGCAAAAGGUUCCAAUAAGGCCAGACCCCUAUACAUUAACUGGCCUUCUUUCUUCAUGUUCUAUGUCUAAAUCAUUGGCUGAAGGUAGUCAACUUCAUGCUCAUUCCAUUAAGAUUGGUUUAGAUUCUAAUGUGUCAGUUGGCAAUGCUUUGCUGGAUUUGUACUCGAAAUGUGGGUCGGUAGAUGAUGCAUCAAGGGCCUUUCAAUGUAUUGAUGUCCCCAAUUCUAUUUCCUGGGCUGCAAUUAUAUCAGCCUUUGUGCACAACGGUGGGGAGGAGAGUGCAGUCCUGUAUUUCCGUGAAAUGCAUAGAAUUUUCAAAAACUUUGAUGAGUUCUCAUGCAGCAGUGUCUUAAAGGCAUCAGCUAGUUGUGCAGUAUUGGAACAGGGGAAACAAAUUCAUGUACAUGUGGUAAAAUCUGGUCUCGAAUCAUCUCUAUACGUUGGAAGUGCUCUUAUUGAUAUGUAUUCGAAGUGUGGUAGAUUGGAAGAUGCAUACAGGGUCUUCAAAAUCAUGCCUGAAAAGAAUGUUGUUUCGUUGAAUUCUAUGAUAAUGUGUUUUGCUCAACAUGGCCAUAGCGAGCAAGCUCUGUAUCUAUUUGAGGAGAUGCAGAAACUUGGCAUACUACCAACAUCCAUCACCUUCAUUGGUGUACUUUUUGCGUGCAGUCAUGCUGGUUUGGUUGAAAAAGGACGUGAAUACUUUGACAUGGUGGUCUCCAACCAUAGGAUUUCACCAACAAUCGAGCAUUACACGUGCAUGGUUGACCUUCUUGGUCGUGCUGGCCUUCUAAAUGAAGCAGAGAUAUUUCUCAAGAAUUCUCCCUUUGCAUUCGAAGCUUUGAUCUGGCGUUCUCUCCUUUCUGCUUGCAGGCUCCACAAGGAUACAGUUGUUGGCAGUCGUGUAGCUGAUCAUUGUCUACUAUUGGACCCAUGUGAACCUUCAACGUAUGUGCUUUUGUCAAAUAUGUACGCAUCAAGGGAUCGAUGGGAUGAUGUGACAAGAAUAAGAGCUUUGAUGAAAGAAAUGGAUCUUGAAAAAGAGCCAGGAUGUAGUUGGAUAGAGGUCAGAGACAAGGUUCAUAUAUUUGUGGCGAAUGACAAGUUUCAUCCUCUUAAGGAGGAGAUAUAUGACAAGUUGGACAUGUUGAUGCCACAAAUGAAGAUGGCUGGUUACAUACCUGAUUUAAGCUUUGUUCUCCAUGAUGUCGAUGAUGAGUCCAAAGAACAAUGCCUUCUUCAUCACAGUGAAAAAUUGGCUAUUGCAUUUGGAUUGAUUUCUAUAGCACACCCAGUACCAGUUAGGAUUUUCAAGAACCUGAGAGUCUGCGGUGAUUGCCAUGCUGCUGCAAAAUAUAUAUCUAGAAUUGCGGCACGAGAAAUAAUAAUUCGAGACACCAAUCGAUUCCAUCAUUUCAUUGAUGGUCUAUGUUCUUGCGGGGAUUACUGGUGAUAUGUUGUUCAAUUGGACGAGUGGUUGGAUCUUUCUAUAUGUGGAGGGGUUAUGCAGUCAACUGUCUUGGUUGCUAAUCCACUUUGGAGUUGCUUUGAUUAAACAUGUUCUGAAGGCAAUUCCAACCUACUGGAACGAGGUACAGGGAGGAAACCUUGUUCGCAUUUGAACGUCAUCUGUUUACUCGUUAGGUGAAUUGCAGCGAGGAUGAUUCAGAUACUGUAUGAUCACAUAGAGUUAUUUGACUGUUGCCUUUUCUGCAGUAGAUGGAAGCAAAGUUCCUCGCUUCUUAGUUUGUCGACAUUGGACAGUUUCAUUGUCGGAAUGGCUAGGAGGAAGGAUUCUGGUAAACUUAUAUUGCUAUUGGCUAUUGGCUCAUGGAAAAACAGGAAAAAGUACUCUAUGAAGAUGAUAGCAAAUUUGGAUGAAGUCUGACGUUUGUACUCCAAAUAUAUAUUCAAGUCAACUUUUUCUUUUAGGGGGCGUUUGAUGUGCAGGAAAAGAAACUGUUCAUCGAGAAAAAUAAUUCAAAAAUUUGAAAUUUUUCCAUCGUAUCAAACAUGGAAAAAUUUCAUCGACCGUUGAAGUCGAAUUCCAAAAAUUUUUUCCGAAAAAAAAUUUCCGUCUGGAGAGACGAAAAUUUUUUUCUGGAAAUUUAUUUUUGCCCGUUAGGGCACGCGAGCGCGUCUUCUUCUUUUCCUUCGUGCCGCAGCAGCUCCCUCUUCCUUCUCGUCGACGCACCCGCAAAAGACUCCCUCGUGUGCCUCCUCUCCCUCUCCGCAUCAGAGCUCGACGCCUCCACGCCUCCUCUCAGUGCAGCCGAUAGCCUCCCGUCCCUCUCUUUCUCGCAAGGUACGCGUUUUGAAUCCCCUCUCCUUCGCAGCCGUGACCUCUUCUUUCUCGUCGAUGAACCCGCAGAAGACUCCCUCGCGUGCCUCCUCUCCCUUUCCGCAUCAGAGCUCGACGCCUCCACGCCUCCUCUCAGUGCAGCCGCUAGCCUCCCGUCCCUCUCUUUCUCGCAAGUGGACCGGUUGGUUAAUAUCGUGUGCCUCCUCUCCCUCUCCGCAUCAGAGCUCGACGCCUCCACGCCUCCUCUCAGUGCAGCCGAUAGCCUCCCGUCCCUCUCUUUCUCGCAAGGUACGCGUUUUGAAUCCCCUCUCCUUCGCAGCCGUGACCUCUUCUUUCUCGUCGAUGAACCCGCAGAAGACUCCCUCGCGUGCCUCCUCUCCCUUUCCGCAUCAGAGCUCGACGCCUCCACGCCUCCUCUCAGUGCAGCCGCUAGCCUCCCGUCCCUCUCUUUCUCGCAAGGUGCGACGACUGAAAACGAAGCUCUGAUGUUUGCACUGUUGUUUAUCCCUCUUUCAUUUCUUUUUUGUAUUGCUUGCUGGAUCUCUGCCGUGAGCAUCAAUCCCCUUUUCUUUUUGUAUAUUUUCCUGGUUCCUUCUCAAAUGAUGUCUGCACGCAUGUUUAUUGUGUUGAGCGCCUUUCUGAAUGGGAUCGUAUUUCAAAAGCAACCUCGGACGAUUGUUCUACAAGCCUUAUGGAAUGAAAGAGUUGUUUUUGACAUUUUGUACAGAAAACUAAGCCUUAGAACAUCUUCAUUUGAGGCUGGUUAUUCUACUUAAAGCCCAUGGAGGCUACUAGCAGCCCGGCGUGCUGGGCGUUCACCUGCCUGUCAAAAUGUUCUAAUUUAUGUCAUCAUAGAAACUACUUGCUGUAGGAGCCCUAAACCUCGGUGCAGAUGACCUCUUGGUUGUUUCUCCACCAAAUUACAGAGAGACCCUUCCAGGCAGAUUUAAGAAAUGCUGGUGGUUCAAAAACGUCUCUGCUUUGGGGCAGACCAACCUUGUCACGGCACUCUUGGAUCUCUGCAUUCUACCAUCAGCCUGCACACACAGACAAAAAAAAAAAGGAGCCCUCAUGUCUUCAUGUAAAGUUGAUUCUUCUUUUCUAUUUUGGUCCAGAAAUCUGUUGCCUCAAUAUUUGGCCAUUUUGCUGAUUCAUCUAUUCUCCAGCUACUUCCCGCAAAGCCAAUUGCAGAGAAGGAUGCUUAUUGAACGUCAAAAACUGUGUGCAUUAGGAUCAAAACUACAGAAAAUCAAUGUAGAAAUCAUAUUUUAUAAACAUAACAUGAAUUAUGUGCAGGAUUCAGAGACUAGUGAUCUUAAGCAAGCUGCUAAUUGCUUUCUUCAAUCAUCCAAUGUUGGUAGCAAGAUUCAGAGACUAGUGAUCUUAAGGUGGGGUAAAAUGUAAGAAGCCAAAGAAAGAGCAGCUUUAGACUAGGACAACUUCCAUAGUAAUUAGUUAAGAAAUCUCAAUAUUAUGCUCCCUCUACAAAAAACUUUCAUUACUAUACGCAGUAACCAGCAGUAGUCGGUUAAUUACAAACUAAAACUGAAGGAUGGGCAUCGUGCACAUAUUCUGUGUCUAUAUGAAUGUUUUCUUUGUUUCAAUUGCUUCAGUUGUAAAGGAGGCACCCUUAUUUUGAUUAAGGUGACUUCACAUUUGCUAUGGUAUACAUUUUCUUAUGCAGGUUCUUCAUUUGUCUUGGUGUCCUUAUUUUCUUAUGCAUGUUCUUCUUUUGUUUUGGUGCUUCAACUUAAAUAAACAUUACUUGACAAGAAGCUGAUCAGCUCUUCGAGUUGUUGUAAACCCCAUCCAAACAUCUUUUUGAAACAAAUCACCAUAUAAAUGAAUGUCUCAGUUGCUCUACUAUUUCUGCUGCUA
Molecule: messenger RNA, 6356 nt
Organism: Nymphaea colorata (pocket water lily)
Lineage: Eukaryota; Viridiplantae; Streptophyta; Magnoliopsida; Nymphaeales; Nymphaeaceae
Product: pentatricopeptide repeat-containing protein At3g24000, mitochondrial-like
Exons: 7
Coding region: 768-3629 (953 amino acids)
Biological process (GO): RNA modification
Molecular function (GO): protein binding; RNA binding; zinc ion binding
Source: RefSeq, a predicted model, not a curated record